AUGAAUCCAUUGCUUGCAACUAUACGUCGUUACUCUGCAAUGUCAUCAACUACUCCUCCAUGCUCACCCUUCACCAAGGCUGUGGUGAGCUCUAUGAGAAAGCUAUAUCCAGAGUCAUUGGCUGAUAAGAGCUUUGAUAAUACUGGAUUGCUUCUCGAGGCUCCCUUUGAGCCAUCUCGCCGUCAGAAGAAUUCGGUGCUAUUGGCCAUUGAUCUAACUACUGCGGUUGCAGAUGAGGCAAUCAGCAAUAAAAACUCAGUUGUUGUUGCUUAUCACCCAAUCAUCUUCCGAGGCCUCAAGUCUCUCACGCUUGAUGACUCCCAGCAAAGAUCUCUUCUGCGACUGGCGCAACAUGGAAUUAGUGUCUACUCACCUCACACAGCUGUUGACACUGUUCCUGGUGGCAUGGCAGAUUGGCUCUGCGAUGUGGUGACGAACACAUUCCUAACAGCUGAUUCAAAGCCAGCAAUCAAAGAUUGUGCUUCAGCUUUGUACUCUGCACCUAUCUUUCCCCAGCCUGAGCUUGUUCCACUCCGUUCAGCAAAAUCUGACCACCAAAUACCCCAUACCCGAAGCACAAUUCACCCUUCACCCUCGGCCACCAUCCCGGAAGGCUUUGAGUCUGCUGGUGCUGGUCGUCUCGUUACUUUUACUGAGGCGCAGCUUCUUACUAGCCUGAUCGACCACAUUGGCCGUGGCGUUGGAUUUCCAGCUGGCAUUCCUAUCGCUAUCCCACAGCUAAAGUCUAUUGAUGACAUUCAAAUCCGGACAGUAGGCAUGUGUCCCGGCUCUGGCUCGGGUGUGCUCCUUCGCGGAGGAGAAAUUCCUGAUCUCCUCUUCACCGGAGAAAUGAGUCACCACGAAGCUCUCGCAGCCACGGAGCGGGGAUCUGUUGUCAUUUCCCUUUCACACUCCAACUCUGAGCGUGGAUAUUUGCGUGGUGUUAUGCAGAACAAACUGCUUCAUGAACUAGCUCAGCAGUGGGAGACUGAUCGGAAGACCGCUUCUUCCUCUGAAGAAAUAUAUGAUGAUGCCACUGUUGACGUGUCUGUCAGUAAGACUGAUCGUGAUCCAUAUGGAAUCAUGGUCUGGCGUGGUUGA
Messenger RNA from Penicillium taxi, 1101 nucleotides. RefSeq names its product Nif3-like dinuclear metal center hexameric protein. Gene Ontology annotation, cellular component: mitochondrion; cytoplasm. The transcript is spliced from 4 exons. The coding region runs from base 1 to 1101 and encodes 366 amino acids. NCBI's taxonomy places the organism in Eukaryota, Fungi, Ascomycota, Eurotiomycetes, Eurotiales, Aspergillaceae. The record is from RefSeq and is a predicted model, not a curated record.